AUUACCUCCUUCCUUUUCUGUCUCACAUUCUCGUGCGUGUCUUUGUUUAUUGAUGACCAAAAUGGUCUUCUGCGCUCAGCGUUACGCCAGCAUGCAUGAACCGGGAGUCAUGCGCUAAAGAACAACAGCAAUGAACACUGGAUGUAAAUAGAUUACUACGCUUUACGCUCCAAAUCAGAACUGAGCUGUCUCAUCCUUCGUUGUGCUUUCUCGGUGUCAGGAUAAGCAAAUCACCAUGGACCUGUCAUUUAUGGCUGCGCAGAUCCCAGUGAUGACUGGGGCCUUUAUGGACUCUUCCCCCAAUGAUGAUUACAGCACGGAUCACUCGCUCUUCAACUCCUCAGUCAGUGUUCACACCGCAGCCAUGGCAGCUCACCACCAACAGGAGGAGCACCAACCUAUGUCCUGCGAUGCCAUCUGGCUGUGGAUCGCCAUCACUGCCACCAUCGGCAAUAUUGUGGUGGUGGGUGUGGUCUACGCCUUCACAUUCUAAACAGAACUGAGUCUAGAGAUGAACUGAGAGAUGAACUGAGAGACAACAUCCUGUUUAUAGGUCUCUAAGCCCAAUCCUUAGAACAGGGUGUGAGGUCUUACAUGUAGCAUACAUAGGCAUAAAGUGUAAUUUUCAUUAAUUUUUAUAUUCAAAUUAACAUUGAGGUUUGAAAGUAUUUUUGACUUGUUCUUUCUGUUUGCUUUCUGUAAAUUGAUAAAUGACAGAGUACAAUGUAAUGCAUUUAGAAGAACAGGUAUGCCUAAGUUCUACUGUGUGGACAGUACCUAGUUUGGUAUUUCUGAAUAGUUUGUAUGUAAUUUUGCCUUUAGUAAGCGUGUAUGCAGUUUUGAAGCUUUAAAUGUAUAGAGGACACAAAAUGCUGUUAGAGGUUUCUGUAGUUACCAUCUCAAUUCAAGGUCAUCAAAUUCUAAACAAAACAAUGUUUUCAGACAUUGUUUUGAUAGUUAUGUUAUAGUUAAAGUUCUUAUUCUUGUUAUAAUUCUUCUGGUUUGGUAAUGAAGGCUUUCUUUCUCUCUACCACCAAGAAGGUUUGUACUGCUGAUUGGACAAUCCUGAUUGGUCAAUUUUAAUACUUGAUAAAUCUUCAGGCCAAUCUUCGCUUUUGUAUUUGUGUGAAACAUAUUACAUAUAACAGUACAUAUAACUUUUAUUUUAUGGUUGUGGUUAUCUUUUUAAACUCACUAUAUUUAUUAUCUUCCUGCUAAUUAUCUGUCUGCUGAACUCUCAGCAUGUUCCCAGCUAUGGGGAAUAUUAGAUAAAAAACAUAUUCAUCUGUAGUACAGUAACGAGUUAAACUGGUAGAUAUAAAACAUAUUCACCUGUAGUACACCAAUGAGCUAAACUUUUAGAGACUCAGCCAUCUCAUUGUUUUCUUUGCUUUUGAGAAGCUACUGUCUAUUAGCAUCCACAGUUACUGUGCUGAUGAAGGCUAGUGCAGGUCUGUGAUAAUCACAUAAAUGGCAAUUUGCAUCAGUGUAUUAUAGGUCAGAGGUUAAUCGGCUGUCAAUAACACUCUGGCCCUCACUUUUUAUAGCAGUGUAGUCUCUGUGCCAUUUGUGACAUGAUUCUGGUGGGUCUGCCAGUUACUGUAGCAACCCAGCCCUUCUGUUGAGAGGGACAUUAUUCAUGGACAUUAGUGUGAACAUUAUUCAUGAUGGCCACAGAUGCCAGUGCAGAGGACAGGAACUGGUCUUAUGAAGCCCAAGUGAUCAGCCUUCUCUUGCACCAAGAUGAAAGACAACCAUGACUGCAAUCACUGACUUAUGCUGUCAAAUGGCCCUUGGCAACUAAAAUAAAUUAGAAUAACUAACCUAGUUGUUUGCAUGGUCAUUGGCAACUACUACAUUUAUAACAUUACACACAUUAAGACACAGAAACUGAAGUCAUAGCUGGAUAACUUCAUAAAUAUGUUUACCAGCAACUUGGUUCGCCAGCUUGGCCCAUUCUGUUGACAUAAUAUCAGAAUGUAACCUACUCUCUGCUAAUAUGCCACAACUCACAAACUGAGAUAAAGUCAGAUUUACCACCAUUUAUCCUCCGGUAUUUCUGAUUUUGUCAGUUGUACAAACUUCCAAGCAAUAAAUUAGGAAAUAUAUGAGGUUUCAACAACUGUUUGAACACACCAUUAAGAUGGUGGAUAAUGUGCCAAUUAUCAUACUAAACAGGCAGGUUCCCAUUUCAUAUUCAAAAUGUAAAAUGACGAAGUGUUUUCACAGAAGAGGAUCUUAAAAUUCCUGGUUCAGAUGAGGCUUGAACUCACAAGCUUGGCAGAGAUUUAAUUUGUACUGUUGUAGAACUGAUUACUGAUGUCAUUUGGGUUUGUUAUAACAAAGUUUUAAUUGCUGCUUUUUCAUUAAAAUUAACCCAAAACUACAGA
Messenger RNA from Electrophorus electricus (electric eel), 2390 nucleotides. RefSeq lists its product as uncharacterized. The record is from RefSeq and is a predicted model, not a curated record. NCBI's taxonomy places the organism in Eukaryota, Metazoa, Chordata, Actinopteri, Gymnotiformes, Gymnotidae.